AUGGUUCGCCCGUACGCCGCCAAAUGGCUCAAGAAGAAGCGGAAGAGGAAUCCCUCGGCCGCUGCCUCCGACGCUGAAGAUGUGGAGGGAAGUUAUGGAGAAGAAGCCGAAGACCAGAUGAAAGAGGAGGUCGAAGAGAAGAGGAGGAAGCAGGAGGUAGAACGAGGAGCGGGAACGGCGGCCGAGGGAAGAGAGGAGGAAAGUCCUGAUGAGCCUCUCCCUGCUCAUGUUCUUCCCGGACUUCCCCUUGCGAAGAUCCCCGACGAGGACGCGAAGCCUGGGGUCAUAUUCAUACUAGAGAAGGCCUCCUUAAACGUCGGGAAAGUAGGAAAGGUGCUUAAUUUUUUCAAUAUAUCAUGAUAUUCUUUGCUAGAUUUUCCCCCAGGAGAUGGAUGAGAUUCUAUUGCUUGAUUCAGGGUUUAGGGUUUUUCAUCUUCAUGGUUUCCACUCGUGAAAUCUGAUUCUCUGACAUCGCUCUUAAAACCCAGAAUUCUGAUCGUACUUUGCUCAUGGCAGAAAGAAAAUAUUCUGAACGCAGAUGACCACGCCAAUUACUUGAGGAAGCAGGGCAGAGAUCCCGCUGAAUUUCGUCCUGAUAUAUUGCACCAGGUCUGUUUCUUUGUUUGUAGCGACCUCUAUGCUCCCUGGUCAACGCUGAAUCUCUAGGAAAAAAAAUUAUCCAGACGUAGUCAUUUCUAUUUCCAAGCUUCAAAGGUUUUGACUAGAUUGCCUUCCUGGGUUUGAUUGGUCGUUGACUUUUAUUGCCUAUGCGGCCCUUUUUAUAGGCGAUGCUUGCCAUAUUGGACAGCCCUCUCAACAAGGCCGGAAGGUUGCAAGCCCUGUACGUUAAGACCGACGAUGGAGAACUCAUUGACGUCAAGCCCCAUGUCCGCCUGCCAAGAACAUUCAAACGGUUUUGCGGCCUCAUGUGUAAGUCAAUCCAUAGCCGGCAAGAAAAAAAAACUGUCUUGUAGAGAUUGAUGCGUCUUCUGUUCUUAUUCUUUUACUCUUCGUGGAGAACAUUAUCUCAUCAAAAUUUUGUGCUUGCAGAUCAAUUGAAGUGUAAGAAGAACAUACAUGCAACUGGUAAACGAGAAAAGCUCUUUCGGAUGAUCAAAAACCCCGUCACUCAGCAUCUACCGGUCAAUUCCAGGAAAAUAGGUGAGAGAAUGUGGUCAACAGGGUUCUGACUCAGACUUUGCCGGGCCCGGUUUGUCUUUCUGGGCUCGGUCUUCACAUCUGAGCUCCGGAAAACCUGGGCUGAACUUCUGGGCUUGCCCCGUCCAGCAGCAAUCAUGCUGAAAACAUAGCUGACGCCCAAGUGCUCUGUUGCCACUGCAGGUUUUUCUUAUAGUUCGGAUAAAUUAGUCCAUCUGCGGGAUUAUGUUGCUGCGGUGGGCGAUGAUUCCACCCUCGUCUUUGUGGUAUGUUGAGAUUUGGACUAUAGUCUUCGUCUUUAUGCCAUCUGAUAUUAUUGGGUUGCUUGUCUGAUUCGACUUAUUUUUGAGAUUCUGACUAUUGUUCAUAUCUCUUGAUCCAUAAGAUAUUAUCGGAUUGUAUCCCUGGUUUGGGUCAUGUUGACUUUCUGACUAUAGUUUAUUCCAUGUGAUAUUAAUGUUUGCAUCUCUUAUUUGGGUAAUUUUGAGAUUCUGGCUAUAGUGUAUAUCUUUAUUUGUAUAUGAUAUUAUUGGGUUGCAUCUCCUAUUUGGCUGAGUCCCAUUAUGUAUCGCCCAUCAGGUUGGAGCUAUGGCCCAUGGGAAAAUUGAUGCGGAUUACACGGAUGACUUUGUAUCAGGUGAUUUGCAUCCAAGUCAACCCACCACGUCCUUCUUCUUCUUCUUAUUCUUGUUAAUAAUUUAAAUGUUUAUUAUGAAAAAUACUAAUAUGGAAUGCUUGGUUUGUCUGGUGUGGACUACAACGUGCUCCUCUUUAAUAUACUAUUUUUUUUGUUACUUUUAGCAAAAAAAUCGGCAAGUGUCUAAUUUAUCUUACUUCAAAAAAAUAUUCACUUUCUAUCUAAUUUUCCGAGUUCUAUUGUGGUUCAUGUGGAAUAAGAAAUAAAUAAAUAUAUAUAUAUAUUCAGUUCCUUUUUGUCUAGAUCCAGUGAGUUCCUAACCUCAUCUAUCUCCAUCCCUGCUGCAGUUUCAAACUACCCUCUGAGUGCUGCAUGCUGCAUAGGCCGGAUCUGCAAUGUGCUGGAGCACAAGUGGAACAUCUUAUGA
Molecule: messenger RNA, 2222 nt
Organism: Spirodela intermedia
Lineage: Eukaryota; Viridiplantae; Streptophyta; Magnoliopsida; Alismatales; Araceae
Source: the annotation of a GenBank genome assembly